GAUUAUUCUGAAGAGAGCUGACCUUUGGGCUUGAUUACUGGGAUUACUGCUGAUAUCUUGCCCUGGGUUUCUGAUCGUACCAUUGGGGCCAUCUAUAAAACAAGGUCCAAAGAUCUGAGGACACAUCUCGUCUGUUCCACAUCUCUACCUGUCCAACAAGAACAAGCACGCUUCCUUCCAAAAUGAUCUCCCAGUUUGUGAAACUCGUUGCAAUAAUGUGCAUCAUUUCGACUCUGUUCAGCUGCCAGGCUGACUCUGCUGCUCUAAGUCAGUCAGAGGUUCUGCUGCAGCGAGUCCGGAGAAUGACACCGUUCUGGAGAUGGAUUGCUCAGAGACCCCUUGGAGCGUCCUGCAGAGGCAAUAAUGAAUGUGGCUCCAAAUACUGUUGGAAAAAUCGCUGCUCCUCGACAGUUCACAAAGACUAAAUCUCACGGAGGGCAUUCCAAACAAAGCAUUUCUGACCAACACUCCCACUAGAUUGUGAACAACAGUGAUUUUUUUUUAAUAAAAGGUCCACACGCUAUUUAUAUUUGUAUAUUUGCCAAACUAGGCUUGAAUAAAAAAAAAUGUGUAACGAAUCACAGUCAGUUUCUAGGAUUUUUUUUAUUGCCUUUGAUUUUAUUUUCUGGCAUCUAUUUCUACCUCAUCUCUUCUAGACUGAGAGAUCAAGGUGGAGGCCUUCGAACAUAGGAACAGGAGUAGGCUAUUCAGCCCCUUGAGACUGUUUCACCAUCCUAUUAGAUCAUGGCUGAUCUGUACUUCAAAUCCAAUUGCCCGCCUUUGCUCCAUAUCCCUUGAUACCCUUACCUAACAAAAAUCUAUCCACCUCAGUCUUUAAAGUUUGAAUGGAUCCAGCAUCCACAAGCUUUGGGGGAAGACAGCUUCAGAUUUGCACUACCUUUUGAGUGGAAAAAAUCCGCUCUGGUUUCACUCCUAAAUGGCCUAACUCCAAUUUUAAAAUGAUGCCCCCUUGGUCUGGAGUCUUGCAUCCCGGUUUCUGCCAGAGCCGUGGAUAAGGAAAUCCCAUGGUGAAUCCUCAGUAAGGCUUCUGGCUUCUAAACAGUGGCACAAUUGUAUCAUCAGAUGGGAUCAGGAGCAAACUUGAGUCUUAGCAUUGCAGACUUAGACUUAGUUAGCAUACUGUCAAUGCUACAUCCCAGAUAGUCACAUGUCUGUUAAUCAUUUGCGUGGGACUGCGCUUUGCCUUUAUAUAGACAAUUUUUUUUUUUGCCCUUUGCUGCCUUGUGAUUCGCUUGACUUCAAAGUAUCACCUCCGAUCUAACAUGCACCAAAUGUGGAUGUCGUAUAUUGUAAUGGGGUUUGUGAAACGCUUCAGACCCAGGAUCCAAUCAUUACUGGGACUAAGUGUUAGUAAAACCAAAGGAAAAUGAGAAUCAACAUUAUUAAAUCACAGUCAUUCCCAUCUCUUA
Callorhinchus milii (elephant shark) is the source of this 1430-nucleotide messenger RNA. Its product is annotated as liver enriched antimicrobial peptide 2. Lineage: Eukaryota; Metazoa; Chordata; Chondrichthyes; Chimaeriformes; Callorhinchidae. Gene Ontology annotation, biological process: antimicrobial humoral immune response mediated by antimicrobial peptide; defense response to bacterium. The record is from RefSeq and is a predicted model, not a curated record. The transcript has 3 exons. Bases 183 to 425 code for a protein of 80 amino acids.